Saccostrea cuccullata (small rock oyster) is the source of this 2336-nucleotide messenger RNA. RefSeq lists its product as uncharacterized. The record is from RefSeq and is a predicted model, not a curated record. Bases 88 to 642 code for a protein of 184 amino acids. Lineage: Eukaryota; Metazoa; Mollusca; Bivalvia; Ostreida; Ostreidae. The transcript is spliced from 2 exons.
AUUAGCCUCCACAUUUCUUAGUGCAUUAUUUAUAUUUUAAUGAUCACGAAUAAAAUUGGAUGAUUAGAAAACUCGAUAUUUGUGAAGAUGACGACUUCUGAAAGUGGCUUAGACAAGUAUAUCUUGGUUGGAAUUAUUGUUGGAUCAACAAUGUUGGUGAUUUGCACAUGGUUGAUUACCGAUUUUUGUUUAUAUCAUCGAGAAAAGGCAAAGCAUAAAGAUAAGAAAAACCAUAAAUUCUACACAAGGAAACCAAAACGUUUACAAAUGCACCAUGUUUCAUUGCAAAUGCCAUUGCCCCUUACCAAUCCUUCCGCUCCUGAGCAAUCAACGGACAUAGAUUACUCAACAACGAAGUUACAAAGAACAACUUCGCCUGUUCAAGCGCAAGUAUCUCAUUCGACAGUGAAAUCACCAAGAACAACGUCACCCGUUCAAGCGCCAUUAUCACCAACAGGCAAUACCCUCUCCCCGAAACAAAAUAAGUUGAAGAAAAAACUUAAAAGAGAUAAGGCCUUGGGAAGUUCUCCGAGAAACAUGCAUAAAAAAUCUUCCAAUGAAAAGGGUUCAUUCAGACUUUCUGAGGAUGAAGAGUCAGAUUUUUACUCGGUGUUAAACGAUGAUAAAGCUACAGAAGACUGAGGAGUUCCAAUCGAAAUAAAAUCAAAUCAGCAAAAAAUCUUUAUUCUAUAGUUCCUGGUUUGCUUUUCUGUUAUUUUCUUUGAUCUUAAGAUGCUUAUUUUGCGUUGUGCUACGUGCUUUUCUUUCAAAAGAAUAUGACGUGGACAUUGUGCUAUUGUUGCAAAAGGAUACCUGUUAUUUUUGCAAAAGAUGUGAUAUAAAGUUCCAAAACAUACUCAUUCUGACCCACACACACCCUUACAAACAUCCUCCCCCACCCUUACAUAUACCCUCAUUCACGCUCAUACAUAGUGAGAGGGGGAGGGAGAGAAAUUAAAAAAAAAACACGAAAAUAACGAAAAGAGUUCAAUAAAAAAAAAUAUACACACCUAAAUCUGUGAACAUUGCAUAGAAUGAGGACCAUUGGAACAAUUUUCAGAGAUGAAGUUUGGUACAUAGACUGAGUAGAAAAGAUAAAGAGAGAAAAAAUGUUCUUAUUCACGCAUAGACUAUUGUGCAAAACUGUUUUAAAAACAAUUUAAAAGCUAUUUUUAGAAAAACAUGUGAAAGUAACAAUUUUAAAACUUUUAAGAUUAUCAUGUGUUUAAUAACUUAAUGAAUAAUAGUUUACAACAUUUUGUUGGUCGUCGUUUGUUUGUUGCCUUUAACACUCACAGUAACUUUAAUAACAUAAUAUUUUUCAAUAUUAUAUGCACAAGAAAAAAGAGAACAAAGACUUUUGUAAGUUAUACCAGGUAUGUAGGACAGUCAGUUCUUCUGUUCAUUAAAGGUAUAUUUUAUAAAAUGUUUUUCAGUUGUGUCAUAAUGAUAAUCGACUUAUAUUUUUGAAAACAAGAAGUGUUGUAUAUUUUUAGUCUACAUACUUGUUUUCUAUCCCAUGAUUUGACAGAAUUAAUGUAUUUGCUGUCCAUGUUUGUAUGCACUUCCUGUUUGGGUCACGAUGACAAAUAACUAUAGUGAUGAGACAACUUAUAAGAUGCCAGCUAAUUUAGGUAAGCAUGGUCAACUGUUUUGUUCACGAUGACAAAUAAUUAAAGUGAUAAGAUAACGUCUUAUAUACCAGCUAGUUUAGAUAAGCAUUAUCAUUUUUCAAGAAUAUAAUGCUUUUAAUACAAGGGUGUUACUUGGGGAUUAUAAGAUUUCAUAAGAGGAAACUCUGUAUAUCAUAAAUGAUACUAGCAGUCAUAAAUAUAAUCACUGUCAUGCAGAAAUAUUUUUUACCAACACAAAAAGAUCUCUUGGAUUCCAUAUAUGAAAUAGAUAGCAAGACUUCGGCAAGCAGCAAGAUAUGCAAAAAUAUAACUUGCAUUGUUACUACUUGUAUGCUUAGACUCGAAUGAAUCCUAUUAAGUUAAAUAUAUCAAAGAACAAGAAAUACUGCUCUGUAUAGGAAAAAGUAAAUAAUGUUUAAUGUUUGAAAGUUAGUUAAAGAAGACUGAUGAAGAAAACUCAAAUUAACUUAUAUAUUCAAAUAUUCUUGUUUAUAAUUUGAAAUACUUUUUUGCCUUACCUGACUUUUAAAAAAGAUGACCGAGGCUUCGAAGAUGACUAGAAAGGCCAAUACGUUUACCGAGGCGUGAAUAAAAAAAAGUCUUAGAUAUUAUCCAGGAAUUAAUAUUAAUUUUGUUAAAAGAUUUAUUGAUUUUUUUAACUCGAUAAAUAAUAAUUUAAACAUUGUGUCGGUCUUUUGACGG